AUGCGGACUCCCCGCGGCUGCCCGGCGCAGGCGCUGGCGCUCGCCGGCGUGCUGCUGCAAUGGGUGCAGCCGUCGUGUGCCCGCAGCGGCGGCAUUGCUGAGAUGAGAGGCGAGUACGGCUUCCUCAGUGAGUUUCACGGCAUCGACGAAGAGGAGGCGCGGCGGCGGGUGCGGCGCAUGGCGCUGCUCUUUGGCAUCCGGGAGUUCGAGUUUUACAACGCCUUCGAGGGCUAUUCGAAGCCUCCUGACAGCGACAAGGAGUCUUGGAGGUGCGUCUGCUUCGACACACCGGUGAGCCGCGCCAUACUGCGAGCGUACACCGAGGAGAGUUCUCUUUCGUGCCUCCAGACACGGUGGCGGACGCCCACGGCACGGUGUCGGGCUGUCGGUCCGCAGCGCGUGAGAUCUGGGGAGCGCGUGCUACACAGGCCCCAAGGCAAGCGGGAUGGGUGUCCGGUGGCGGGCGGGGCUCGUUCAGGCCACGCAGGGUGCGGUGCGCCAUGUCAGCCGGACGGCCCGUACGGGUCACUUGGACCGUGCGUGAGGACUGCCUGA
Messenger RNA from Prorocentrum cordatum, 555 nucleotides. Lineage: Eukaryota; Dinophyceae; Prorocentrales; Prorocentraceae. The record is from the annotation of a GenBank genome assembly.